GCUCUGUGGUCCGCCGGUUGCGGUAGUUAGGAAGUCGAGAUGGAGCCACCCGAGGUCUAAACCUGUAGCCAACCGUGGGCCGAGGGGGCCGGCCGGGGCCGGGCCGAUGAGGCCCGGAGGAGCGGAGAGGGCGGAGCAGCUUCGAGGCUAGCGCGGGCGCUCCCUGGCCGGGAGCUCCUGUCGCGCCAGCGUCGCCCCGCCUCCAGGACCGGACCCGCUCCCGCCCCCCUGGCCUCUGUCCGGCUGCCCCGCCACCCCGCAUCCGGGCUUGGACACCUCUGUGGAGCAGCUGUGCGGCCGCGACGGGACAACCUUUUCCUCGUCGCCUGCUGGCUCCGCCCGCGUCGUCGCGUCGCUCUCCUGGACUGCUGGAACGCUGACGUGGAGCAGCUCGGUCACAGCCCCCAUGGAGAAGUUUGGGAUGAAUUUUGGGGGCGGCCCGAGCAAGAAGGACCUGCUGGAAACCAUCGAGUCUCAGAAGAAGCAGCUCCUCCAGUACCAGGCCAGGCUCAAGGACGUGGUCCGCGCCUACAAAAGCUUGCUGAAGGAGAAGGAGGCGCUGGAGGCCAGCAUCAAGGUGCUGUCGGUAUCCCACGAGGCGGAUGUGGGCCUCGCAGGUGUCCAGCCUGCAGGCCUCACCUUCUCUGACUCUGUGGAUGACCGGUGCUCCACUCACAGCGAGGAUAGCACCGGCACCGCCACUAGCUUGGACACUGCGGCCAGUCUCAGCAGCAUCAAGGGUGAGUUUGGGGUAGAAGAUGACAGACCGGCCCGUGGACCACCACCUGCGAAGUCGGAAGAGGCUAGUGGGUCGGAGAGCGGCGUUAGCAGCAGCAGUGGGGAUGGGCCGUUUGCAGGUGGGGAGGUGGACAAGAGGUUGCACCAGCUGAAGACUCAGCUGGCUACUUUGACCAGCUCUUUGGCUACAGUCACCCAGGAGAAGUCCCGCAUGGAGGCUUCUUACCUGGCCGACAAGAAGAAGAUGAAACAGGACCUAGAGGACGCCAAUAAGAAGGCGGAAGAGGAGAGGGGCCGCCUGGAGGGAGAAUUGAAAGGGCUGCAGGAGCAGAUAGCCGAAACCAAAGCCCGGCUUAUCACGCAGCAGCAUGAUAGGGCCCAGGAGCAGAGUGACCAUGCCCUGAUGCUCCGGGAGCUCCAGAAACUGCUGCAGGAGGAGAGGACCCAGCGUCAGGACCUGGAGCUUCGGCUGGAAGAGACGCGGGAAGCCCUGGCCGGGCGGGCCUAUGCAGCUGAGCAGAUGGAAGGCUUCGAACUGCAGACCAGGCAGCUGAGCCGGCAGGUGGAGGAGCUGAAAGGUGAACUGCAGGCCAUCCGAGAGGAGAAGAAUCGACCGGACCCCCGGCUCCAAGAGCUUCAGGAAGAGGCCGCUCGCCUCAAGAGCCAUUUCCAGGCUCAGCUGCAGCAGGAAAUGAGAAAGACAGCCCUCGCGGAAGAUCAGCUGCGCCAGCAGUCUCAGGUGGAGGAGCAGAGGGUGGCGUCCCUGGAGAACCAGAUAUCCGAGGUGUCUGAGCUGCUGGGCACGUACGAGAAGGCGAAGCAGAAGGACCAGCUGGCCAUCCAGAAGCUGAAGGAGCGCGUUCUGCAGCUGGACCUGGAGAACAAGACCCUGGCCCUGGCAGCCUCCAGCCGGUCCCCUCUAGACAGCCACGGGGAGGAGUCCAGCCUGGACGUCAACGUCCUUAGGGAUAAGAUGGAGAAGCUGAAGAGGCUGCUGCAGGUGGCCGCCAGGAAGAGCCAGGUGACCCUGGAUGUGGAGAAGCUCUGUGACCUGGACACGGUGGGCAGCUCGGACGCCACUGACGGGGAGAAGGCUUCUGCGCUGUACUACCAGCAGGAGCUGAAGCAGCUGAAGGAAGAAUUCGAACGGUACAAGAUGAGGGCCCAGGUUGUCCUCAAGAGCAAGAACGCCAAAGAUGGCAACGUGGCGAAGGAGCUGGAGGCCGCCCAGGAGCAGCUUGCCGAGCUGAAGGAGAAGUACAUCUCCCUGCGGCUGUCGUGUGAGGAGCUGGAGCGGCAGCACCAGGGCGAGGCAGAGGCCUGGAAGCAGGAGCUGGCCCGGCUGCAGCAGCUGCACCGGCACGAGCUGGAGCGCAGCCAGCUGGACUUCAGGGACCGCACGCUGAAACUGGAGGAGGAGCUGCACAAGCAGCGGGACCGGGCCCUGGCCGUGCUGGCCGAGAAGGACCUGGAGCUGGAGCAGCUGCGCGCCGUGGCCUUGUCUUCUGGGCUGCCAGGGCGCAGAAGCCCGGUGGGGGCCGGGGCUCCUGGGGACCCGGCCGACCCGUCUGCCCCAGAUAGCCUGACCCAAGCACUGCAGCUUGCUGCGGGCAACGAGCCCACGUUCUUCCUGUACGCUGAGCAGUUGGCCCGCAAGGAGGUGGAGAUCACGUCGCUGAAGAAGCAGAAACACAGGCUGGAGGUGGAGGUGCAUCAGCUGCAGGACCGGCUGCUGGAAGAGGGGGAGCGACACCGCGAGGAGGUGGGCGCCCUGCAGAGCCGCAUUGAGAAGAACACCAGGGACCAGAGCAGGGAGGGCGCCAACCUGGAGUACCUCAAAAACAUCAUCUACCGCUUCCUGACCUUGCCCGACAGCCUGGGCCGCCAGCAGACGCUCACGGCCAUCCUGACUAUCUUGCACUUCAGUCCAGAGGAGAAACAAGCCAUAAUGCGGCUCCCAGCCAGCGGUAGCUGGUGGCCCUCUGGCAAGAGAUGACACCGUUUUCACUAACUCUUGACAUUUCUGUGCCUCUCUCAUGCGGGAAGGGGCAGGCUCUGGUUUCUACUGCUUCUUCCCUUCCAUUCUCAUCCGUGUCUUCACUGUGUUGAACUGGGAGGACUCUUCAGUGUGGAACGGGAUCUUCUGCCAAAUGCCAUUAAUGCUGCUUUGCCCCGGGGCCCUAGAGAUCCUGGAGAGGUUGAGCUUCUGUUGGUGUGUAUCUGAGGGGAGGAGGGAGGUAAGGUUAGGACUAAGAGAUGCAAGAGUCAGGGAAGGGUGCGAAUCUUUAAAAUAAGAUGUUUUUAAAAAUACUAUGCUCCUAGUUGAGAGCUAGGAGUGAAUGUGACUCCAAAGGGAGAUCAGUUAAUUUCUAAACAUGCACAGUGACUGUUUACUCAAGUCAUCACAUUCUGAAUGUGGUCCACUGCUGCCCCAAUUCUCUGGGGACCUAAAGCCGGUGUGGAAAGGGACCAGGAGUUUGGAAAUGGUGACAGAUUGUCUUCUAGUCCAAAGGGUCAAUAGUGAUUUCAUCUUGGAACUAGGAAGCUUGGUUUAGUAAGGGCCUGGGCACUGCCUUGGCAGUCUAUGUAAAGUGACCUGCUUUUGGCCAGGGGAGGGUUAAAAUAGAUCUCUUGCUUGACCUGAGGCUGUGAGUGAAUGACUUCACUGUCUUCUCAAUGUUGAACUUUCUUUAAGAUAUAAAAUCCUAGCUUCUCAAUGGGGAGGGCAUCCAAGUGGUACGCUUUGGUCCUGCCUGGAUGCCAGGAAUUCACCCUGGGGUUUGCUCCCAGCUGUUUCUGCCUCUGUGGGGAGAGGGAAAAGGAGGAGGGUUUGCCAUAGAAGAUUCUGGAAGACUUCGGAGACCCUAGGAGGAGGUGGUCGAAGUCCAGCUGAAGCUGGGCUGGGGUCCUUUCUGGCAUGAGAGUCAUGUAGUGCUGGUUAUAAAUAGAUUAAUCCUGCUCUCUAAGGAAAGGCGACUUGUUAUUUAGGCAGUCUAGAAAGGAGGUGCUCAGAAAACUCAAUCCUCCCAUUAUUUCCUUUUCUCCCAUUUGCUCUUGCUGGUUAAAAAGGUCUUAGCACCCUGAAGAUUAAUACUUGGCCAAUAACUGAACUAAUAACGUCUCUUUCGCCGUGGUGGUCUGUUUUGUGGGGUUUUGGGUUGUAGAAGGCUUGGGUUGAAUGUUUUGAAUGGAAGGCUAGGUGACCUGGAUUGUCUACAAUAAGCAGGCUUUAUGGAACAAAGGUGAUAUGUUCAAAUCAUAAUAACAAACCAUGGGAUCAUUAAACCUGAGUGACUACGCU
Lepus europaeus (European hare) is the source of this 4039-nucleotide messenger RNA. It is a transcript of the gene GCC1, whose product is annotated as GRIP and coiled-coil domain containing 1. Bases 407 to 2734 code for a protein of 775 amino acids. The transcript is spliced from 2 exons. The record is from RefSeq and is a predicted model, not a curated record. Lineage: Eukaryota; Metazoa; Chordata; Mammalia; Lagomorpha; Leporidae. Gene Ontology annotation, cellular component: Golgi apparatus.